Octopus sinensis (East Asian common octopus) is the source of this 954-nucleotide messenger RNA. RefSeq names its product protein FAM200A-like. The transcript is spliced from 3 exons. NCBI's taxonomy places the organism in Eukaryota, Metazoa, Mollusca, Cephalopoda, Octopoda, Octopodidae. The record is from RefSeq and is a predicted model, not a curated record. The coding region runs from base 1 to 954 and encodes 317 amino acids.
AUGAUCGAGGCUCUUGCGUUUUUGCCCAUUCAAGAUCUGGAAGAAGGAAUAGAAUUCCUAAUAGAUAAUAUACCAAAAGAUGUUCCAGAUUCAAAAUAUAUAGUAGAUUAUUUUGAUCGAACAUAUGUUCGUGGUUAUUAUCGUUGCUUAAAUAAACAAGAAAACCCUUUAUCUCUUUGUGUUGAUAAUGAUGAAGAUUUUGUACGACUUUUAAUGCAUACAGAAGUAAGGUGGCUAUCAAAGGGUGACUGUUUGGGACGUAUAUUUUCUCUUUUCGACACUGUGGUUGAAUUCUUCAAAUCUUUGAACUCUCACCUUGGUCCAGAUCUAGAAUCUAUUAAACAUGAUGUUGCUUAUUUAGCAGACAUUUUUGCUAAGUUUAAUGUACUUAACGUACAACUACAAUUCGCCGAUACUAACUUAAUAAAAAAUAUUGGUAGAAAGGAGUUAAACCAAUUUCCACGUCUCGAUAAUCUUAAAAACCUACUUUCUGAAGACGAUCUCGAAAAUUAUGUUGAACAUUUAAUCACUCUUGAAAAUGAUAUGAAGCAGCGUUUCAAAGAUUUGUGCGAACUAGAAGUUCCGGACUGGAUCAUAGAUCCUUUUCAAGAUAUCGACGACGUCGAAUCUUGUUGUCAACUGGAACUAAUUGUAUUGAAAAAUGAUUGGGAAUUGAAACCAACAUUCAAACGAAAGUCCUAUCAAGAUUUUUGGCUACAGGCGGUUAUUCCUGAAAAAUAUCCUGUGUUAUGGGAGAAAGCUAAAUUAUUUUUUAUCGCUUUUCCUACUUCUUACUUGGUUGAGAGAAGCUUUAACGUUCUAUCUCAACUCGUUGCCAAAAGUCGAAACCGCUUAGACGUUGCUAAGAGAGGAGAUCUACGGCUUCGUCUCACGAACAUAAAGCCAAAUGUAGAACUUGUUUCUAAAUUCAUACAACGUCAUUGUUCUCAUUGA